GAACACCGAGCGAGGCAGGAGGAGCCAGUCCGGUCACGUUGCCACCGCCCAGAGCGUCCAGUAUAAAGUUGGACGACCGCAGUCCUUCGACUAUCUCUGAAGGGCCUCAAACCACUCAAUAUGUCGUCUAAGUCGUCUAUGGUUCUGGGUUACUGGGAUAUCCGCGGGCUGGCUCAUGCCAUCCGCAUGCUCCUGGAGUUCACUGAUACCAGCUAUGAGGAGAAACGCUACACGUGUGGGGAAGCUCCUGACUAUGAUAGAAGCCAAUGGCUGGACGUGAAAUUCAAGCUGGAUCUGGAUUUUCCUAAUUUGCCCUAUCUCAUGGACGGGAAGAACAAGAUCACCCAGAGUAACGCCAUCUUGCGAUACAUCGCCCGCAAGCACAACAUGUGUGGUGACACCGAAGAAGAAAAGAUCCGAGUGGACAUCAUGGAGAACCAGAUAAUGGACUUCCGCAUGCAGCUGGUUCGGCUCUGCUACCAUUCUGACCACGAAAGCCUGAAGCCUCAGUACUUGGAACAGCUACCCUCACAGCUGAAACAGUUCUCACUGUUCCUGGGGAAAUGCUCAUGGUUUGCAGGGGAGAAGCUUACCUUUGUGGACUUUCUCACCUACGAUGUCUUAGACCAGAACCGCAUGUUUGAGCCCAAGUGCCUGGAUGAGUUCCCAAAUCUGAAGGCUUUCAUGUGCCGUUUUGAGGCUCUGGAGAAGAUUGCGUCAUUCCUGCAGUCUGACCGCUGCUUCAAGAUGCCAAUCAAUAACAAGAUGGCCAAGUGGGGGAACAAGUGCUUAUGCUGAGCCAGCACUCGCUGCUCGCUUUGUCCCGUCUCCUCCUGAGGGACUGCCUUCUGUCUUUUCCACUCUUCUAAAUAAACAGCAGCUCCAUUAA
Molecule: messenger RNA, 889 nt
Organism: Acomys russatus (golden spiny mouse)
Lineage: Eukaryota; Metazoa; Chordata; Mammalia; Rodentia; Muridae
Gene: Gstm3
Product: glutathione S-transferase mu 3
Exons: 8
Coding region: 121-798 (225 amino acids)
Biological process (GO): glutathione metabolic process
Molecular function (GO): glutathione transferase activity
Source: RefSeq, a predicted model, not a curated record